AUGACCGAAGUUGGAUUAACUGCGAUCCUCUUAUUAACAGUGCAGUCCUUUCUUAUCAUCUUUAACAUUGUCGGGAACUCUUUGGUUUGCGCAAUCAUCGUGCGGAAUCAGGACAUGAGGUACGCUUGAGGAAAAAAUAAUGUAGUGGUUCCAUUCGCCACUUUAGAAACAAGAAGGCAACUGGAGCGGAAAUGUGUCCCGCAAUCGCUUCUGGGAUCGUUACUCGGGAUGCGCCGGUCAGCUAUUGGACAAUUUUUUUCCCCUGUCCUUAGUAACAGUCUCAUAGGACUUCGCAAAAGUUAAUUCCAGCCUGUUUCCUUUUCGUUUCUAAAAUGGAGAAUUGGCGUUGACAGCAACGUUCAGCUGUUCCCAGCACUUCCAUGCCAAUUAAUUAAAAAUUACUCCUCAAGCCCGAAUGGGCUCUGAGUCAAUAGCCCAUAAGACCGAAGGCCGAAUGGGCUAUUGACUUAGGGGCCAUGAGGGCGAGAGGAAUAAUUGUUUUAGUAAAAUCCCACUAGUGGUCAAAAAUAUCGAGACAAAACAACUUUAGCUGGUUAAGGCUAGACUUUAAUUCUUUUUUUGCCGCCAAAAAGCCGGCGCGUUUCGCUACUAGUGGGCUAUAACAUAUAGCCUAGUAGUAGCUCAACCAAUCAGAACGCAGUAAUAAUAGACUACUAGUUGGAUUUUACUAAAUGAAAUAUUCGUGCUUUAUUUUUCAGUUGGAUGGGUUUUCUUUUUUGCCUAGCAUGCGCCUGUAACUAUAACCGAUGCGCACGUGCCCCCUAGCGCUGUUUAUGUGUUCGGUGGUUCAGGCAAAAUAAAUCCUUUCACCUCAGUAGGACUCGAACCCACAACCUCCAGACUAGAUCUGCUGUUGUCUCUCUACCAAGUACGCUACGAGGCCUAGCGGCUUGAACAAGUCGAAACAGCAUCACCAUCAGAUCUAAUAAAGACAUCGAAUUCUCACCGACGUCAAUAGACCUUUUUCUUCAAAUCGGCGUGAUAUCCUCUAAUUCCCUCUCCUAGAUAUAGGGCUACUAACAAUCAACUCUCUUGAAGAAGGACACCUUCGGGGCCGGGCCUGCAUGUCUGUCCGUCUUAGAGAGGUGUCCGGCUUAUAGAGAGUCAAGGUAACGUGAUACCAGUAAAAACGUAAGCUGAACCCAUUCUCAUUGAAUACUCUUCUGUUUAACCAAUGUCAAGUGAAAUAAUUCUCUUAUUAACCAAUCAAAUCGUUUCAAGAAAACGUUCAUGGCUUCGUUGUACAAACGUGUAAUAGUAUAAAGCCGCAGGGAUCUGUGUAUCAUAAAAUUAAAAGUAAUGAAUUACCAGACGGAGCAUGAAGCGAACUCAGUGAGGAUCACUGAAAGAUUAUUUUUACAAGUGGUUUUGAUUUUUGCCGUCAUACAUUCCCCAUGUAAACAUGCACUUCGAAUAGAGUCGACGAUUAAACGUUCUGUGGACGAUUUGAAACUUUUGUAUAGUCAGCGCGGACAAAGCGCCAGGAUCAUUGGAUUUUUGUCAUCACGUUGGAGUGGAUUUCGCCACCUCAAGCAGCGCGGUGUUCCAAGGCGAUGACCUACGUAGCAACUAAAUAACGAGGAAUGCGUUAGUUCCGAAAUUUCAGUCUUCCUUUAUAACUUGUAUUACCAGGAGUGUUACCUGAUAAAAACUGGCACUUGAAAAGUUGAACAGUACAGAACAUUCGCUCGGCUGUGAAGCUAACUCAAAAGUAAUUACCAAGCGAGGAAUUUAUGACAUCGAGCUCCGGUCCAAACUAAGACACAGUUAUCUUGAAGAAAAACGAAGUGGAUUGUAUCUGCGCCUAAAUAAUCAUGACUGACUAACAGGGCAAUUCUUAGAAGUCAGUAUAGCUUCAGUUUAAGAUACAAUUCUUUCCUUUAGAUUCGCAUCUGUAGAUCACUUUUCGUUACAAACGAGCUGGGCCCGGUGUAAUAAAACAUAGAAGGGAAUCAUCACUGACGGACAAAACAACUACAAGUAUUUAUUCAGGUAAACGAAUUUCGGAAAAAAAGAAUUAAAAACUAAAACCUUGAUUAAUAUAAAGGGUCAUUUAGCCGAAACAAAAUACAACGCUUAAAAAAAUUGACUAAAGCAAACCGGUGCUAGAAUCGAAUCCUGUCAGAACUACAGACAAUAAUUUGCAGGAAACAGUUAAUCAAUAUGCAUGGAACAGACCAGCUUCAUUUACACAGUCAGAGUUUAAAAUUCUCCACAGUGUAGUCUACACGCUAGAACGAAAAGAUAAAAAAUCUCUGCGGGAUUUUAUAGAGCAAAACGCUAAAGUCACGUUUCACUAGCUUAUGAUUGAUUCCUCAUGUGCUGUUUGAUGAAGAACAAUAGUGCUUUUUUAGGUAUGGGGCUGCGCUCGCGUUCGUGGAGCUCCGCUAUUAAUUGCCAACUUAUAUUCUCCAAUAUGGAGUAGAGUUUCUUGUGUGAUCAGGAAACGCCACAGCGGCAGAACCAUUAGACUGAAAUCUCGUGUCCAUGCGUGUGGUUGAUAUUCAACGUGUUAAUAAAAAAAUCACUGCAUAUUAUAGAAACACGAAUGUUAAAAACAACAACAACAACAACCACAAAGGAAAUUAAUCCACCAUUGCAUGCAACCUCUCCACUAAAAACUCAUAUAUUAUUUUCCUUGUUUUAACUUCCAAAGGACGUCAAUAAACUUUCUACUCAUGAACUUGGCGGUAGCAGAUAUGACCGUAGCCACGUUUUUUGCACCGCAAUACGUUUUGACACACGCCUUCACCCAUCCAGAUGGAUUAACUGGCACAAUACUGUGCAGACUACUGACUGGCGGAAAUUUAGGUUGGAUAGGAGCUGCUGCGUCAGUGUUCACCUUGGUUGUGACAUCAAUUGAACGAUAUUACGCAGUGCUAUAUCCUCAUGAAAACAAUGGAAGAAUUUCUAACCGCAAGCUCAAGGUAUUUUUGAUUAACUCUAAGGUUUAACUUAUAAAUGGCAUUAUUAAUUUUGUUUUUGCGUGUAACACCUGUCAAGUAGCAUUCUCAUUCCCAGUCUGCCUCAACGAGUUUGGGUGUGACAUUUCAUCGCGAGAGUUGACCUACGAACCAUUAGAAAACAACGGGCCGAAAAAUACAAAGUAGCAGCGCUUCGACCGUUUUUAAAUUUUUUAUUAGUGGUACACAAUGAUAGCCUUCUUGUCUAAAUCAAGUCUUAGCAGACCAUAUAUACGUUUUCUUUAAUAUCAUUUCAGGUGAUUAUACCUUGUUCUUGGAUAUUUGGAGUGGUAAUCAAUAUCCCGGGGUUUAUCUGUGCGAAUUAUGUUAAGGCUGAGCAAGCUUGUGCUUAUGUGUGCCCUGAAGAAUGGAUCGGCCAGCUCUAUAGUUCCACUUGGUGUUUGUUGGUAGCAUUUCUGCCGGUGUGUUUGAUGACUUCUUUGUACUCCCGUGUCGUGGUCACUUUGUGGUUCAAAAGUGCAAAGUCCGAUGAAAACAGCAGUCAGCAACUACAGGUGUGAAACAAUACUGACAUUAGUUCAGUUCAGUAAUAACAGUAGUGGGGGUAGUAGUAGUGGUGGUGACGGUUGUGAUGAUUAUGGUUAUGGUGAGUGGUGGUGGUGGUGGGGAUGGUGAAAGUAGUAGUUGGGAUGGAGAUGGUGGUAGUAGUAGUGGUGGUAAUGUUAGUGACUGGAGAUUGUGUUGAUGGUGGUGGUGGUGAGUUGUGGUGGCGGUGGGGAUGGUGGAAGUAGUAGUUGGGAUGGAGAUGGUGGUAGUAGUAGUGGUGGUAAUGUUAGUGACUGGAGAUUGUGUUGAUGGUGGCGGUGGUGAGUUGUGGUGGCGGUGGGGAUGGUGAAAGUAGUAGUUGGGGUGGAGAUGGUGGUGGUAGUAGUGGUGGUAAUGUUAGUGACUGGUGGUGGUGUUGAUGGUGGUGGUGGUGAGUUGUGGUGGCGGUGGUGGUGGUGGUAGUGAUAGUGGUACUGCAGUAGUGGUGGUCAUGGUAAUAGCGGUGGGCGGUAGUGGUGGUGGUGGUGGUCAUGGUGGCUGCGUAGUUUUGGUGGAGGAGGUGGUGGUAGUAGCAGUAUUUGUUGUUGGUGGUGCUGGUGUUGUUUUACAUAAAGUAUAACUAAAAUUAUUUUACUUUGUAAUCUUUGAAACAAAAACUGUUGGUUACAGUUUAAUGUAGUAGUAUCGUUGCACAGACCUGAAACGAUUACCAAGCAAGAGACUGAUUGUUUAAACUGGAUUGCAUUUGACAAAUCGAAAUUAGGGCAAUGAUUUUAUCCUAUUUCCCGUUAUUUUCUCCCUUUACAUAUUACUAAACUAGGCUGUAGUAUUGAGAGCUAGAAGGAUCUGUAACAAAGCAAAUUGUAACAAUUCAACUCUUAUUUGACGGGUUUAUUAAGUAAGUCACUCUGGUAGUAAAAGUUGUCGCGGUGGUGCCAACAGCGGAAGUGACUGUGUAGUGGUACUGAUAGUAUAAUGCUAGAAGUUGAGAUAAAUAUAGCACUCGUUAUAAGAGCAGCAGACAAUAUCACGUUGUGCGCAAUUACAUUAUCAUAAAUCUUCUAUUACCCUCUCCCCGUCUCUAUUAAGCCCCACCCCCUCAAACGUUCUUGAAAUAAAUUAGCCCCGGGGAGGCUUAGUAGAGACUAGAUUUAUUGUCAAAAAGGGAUAACCCCUUAUAUAAGCCAUAUAGGUAUGUGCAGCCCCAAGGGGUAUGGUUUUUGCGCCGGUACGAUCUGACAACGGGUACAGACUUUGCCCUUUCUUUUCUUUCGAGGGAAUUACGGGAGUGUAAGAACGUCUUUGUCGUUUUUGAGUGAGAAAGGGUGAUAUACGAAUUCGAAAGGUAGUUGAAGGAAUCUUUUUUUUUGGCGUUCUAAUCUAAGUAAUAAUGACAUAAUUGCGCGUUUGUGACCGGCCCCUGCCAAGUAAAGUCUAUAGGCCAGGUUUGAAAACGGGUAUGGAUUUUAGAAGCCAGGUGACAGAACAGUGUGAAAAUGACACUUUUUGGCUUAAAUAAGGUUAGGAUUUUAAGAACUAGGCGGCACACCUCCACCAGGAAAUCCCGGAGUAACUCCGCGUUUACGGUAUACAAAUUGUUUUUAUUUUUUUAGGGUGUGAUAAAGGUGCGAAAAAGAGUUACUUUGAUGGUGCUGAUUAUCAGUUUCAUUUUUGGGGUGUGCUGGUUAACCGACUCAGCUAAUUACGUCGCCUACUACUUUUUCUCCUAUCCUGCAUUCUUACCAUACGCAGCAUCUAACACGAUGAUCUUGUUCAAUUCUGCUAUCAAUCCAGUGGUGUACGCCUUAGUCAACCUGAGAUUCAGGCAAAAAGUGAGGGGAAUGUUGUGCGGCAAUUGCUAUAAGGCGUCUUCCACGGUGCAUCCGUCAAGAGGAACUUACGAAAUGGAAGUUACUAACGGCCGAAUCCAAGAGACAGAUGAAGUCUGCACUGGAUGA
This is a messenger RNA of Porites lobata, 5449 nucleotides long. NCBI's taxonomy places the organism in Eukaryota, Metazoa, Cnidaria, Anthozoa, Scleractinia, Poritidae. The record is from the annotation of a GenBank genome assembly.